AACGAGACCAUCUUAUUCAAAUGUGAUAACUCUUACAAUACAUUUAUCGAAAUACUGAAAUAUUUGGGUACUGUAUUCUACCUGUCCAUCGGAUUUAUUCUCCAUAUUUUUUUAAUGAAAACAAUUUUGAUUUCUCAGAAAUCAUUUUUCAAAGAUAACUCAUAUUUUCAGCUUCAUGUCGUGGAUUCUAUAGCGAGCAUUGUGGUCACCCUAAAUGAGCUAUUUUUCUUCAAACUCUUUACUUAUCUGACUCCGUUAUGCUCAAUAAUCGGUCCAUUUUUCUGGACCCCUUCUAUCAACCUCAACAUGGUUUAUAUCAGUUUGAACCAUGCCAGAUUUUCAAAAUCCAUCACUCAAAUUUUCAUGGUUCUCAACCGAAUGUCGUGUGUAUUAUUUCCAACGGCAUACAAUAGAAUCUGGAGAGUUAUGAGUUCUGUAUCCUAUCUUCUCAUCCUGUUCCUCCCUUGCGCCGGAAUGUGGAACGUUUGGAUUUCCAGAAUUUAUUUAAAAUCUCUUCGCGGUGGAUUUACACUGGGUUAUGAGAAAACUGUGAAAUGGGCGGCCCUAUCUCUCUUCCAAUCAAUAUUCAUCCUUACCGCGUUGGCUUUCACUAUAGUUUGCUCUUCGAUAACAUUUUUCAAACUAAUUUUUCUUCCGGAGCGUAUAAAACCUGCUGAAAAAUCUCUUUGUUUAACCUCUAUUUUCAUUUCCUUUACUUUUGUUUCGGUGGCAAUCACUCAGGUG
Molecule: messenger RNA, 744 nt
Organism: Caenorhabditis briggsae
Lineage: Eukaryota; Metazoa; Nematoda; Chromadorea; Rhabditida; Rhabditidae
Exons: 2
Biological process (GO): sensory perception of chemical stimulus
Cellular component (GO): membrane
Molecular function (GO): transmembrane signaling receptor activity
Source: RefSeq, a predicted model, not a curated record